AUGUAUCAUCGCGCCUGCAUCGAUCCCUGGCUUUUGAAGCACCGUAGUUGUCCUCUGUGCAAGCAAAACAUUCUUAUCGCCUGCGGUCUAUCUCUGGCCGAGGAGGACGUGACCUCAUGUUCUGCCACCACUAGUGAGGUCGACUCGGGUUCCUCUCUCUCCGCCACCUCCGCCUCUCCAUCUGCUUCCUCUAUCUCGGUGCCUCUUGAGGGUCUCUUCUGUCCCCUUCUAGUCCUCUUCAGCUGCCGUCGUCGUCGCCACCACCACCAUCAUUUCUAUCGAGACUUCCAACACGCUCGGCGGCCCAGUUCCUCCCUCGAUGACGCCUUAGCACCUUCUGGAGAUCGACGGGUGCUCGGUUCGGCGUCGGAGAACUCUUCCUCCUCCAUUACCGCAAGAUCUGUGCCCUCUGAUCUCUUCCAUACUUCUGCUAUUUCUCCCUCUGUCUUGGAGAAGGGCACACGGUUCCCUGCCGAGGAGUUCGACGAGGCAAAUGAGGAGGGAGAAUCAAUGGAGGAGGCAAUGGGGAGAAGAAGUCGUCGAAAUUUCAUUAGUUUUUGCUCCUGCUGUGGAGGUAAGAGCGUUAGAGUGGAGAAAGAGGUACCAGUAGAAAGGCUCCUACCACCACAGAUGAGCCCAUCGACCUGUGGUACUACUCUCCCUUCUGCCCUUAUGUACACACCACCUGUGGCGCAUCCUCCGGCUAUGAUCCUCUGUCAUCUCCCUCACUCAAUGGACCUCAACCAAAUUCCCAUGGGAACGAAGACCGCUUUGCCUUCAUAUGAACAGGAAAAUUUUCUCAUGCAGGCCACAGCAAUGAUGCCACGGGCGGCCUUUGUGGCGCUGCCAGCUUCUCCACCCGCGUAUCCGCAUCAGCCAGUUGCAGGUUGGAGCCCUCACUUCUCCACGGAGCCCAGACGGCAGGGGGUCGCUGGCCUCUUUGACCCGCCUCAACGCGCCCUCCCUGGUGCCAAAAGCAGCGUCGUUUACCCCGCGCUGUCCACCUCAGCAGCCAAGAUGAGUGCCAACAGUGGAGUCUCACCCGCACCGAUUCUUUGCUCCUCAAACAGUAAGUUGCCCAUCUUUGUAGAUGUGAACACCCCAAAGGUUAAGGAGGCCUUUGGGGGCCAGUGUCAGUGCCCUUUCCCGUCGCCGUCGCCUCCGCUUGUUCAGACUCGGGAAUCGUCCCCUCCGGCCUAUCCUUUAGCCACAGUUGCUGCUAGUGGGAAACCCACGGGGACCUCUUUGCAUCCACUUCGUCGAGUGGCCCGUCUCUUAGCAACACGUCUUCUUUCCUCACCCAUGAGCGAACAUCAACAGCUCCGUUAUCGCCACUAUACCUCCUUUCUUGGUAGCCUAAAAAACUAUCAACACCACUGGGAGUCCAAGCAUCGCUUAAAUCCUAGACCACGAUGCUUGUACGAGGCAUCGACGUCAGCAACGGCCAUAGGAACAGCCACGACAGCAGUGAUGAGUCGUCAUCAUCGUCUCCAUGGUUAUCAUCGUGUUGGUGUGCUGGCAAAAACGCUGGAGUUGAACCACGAGGGCGUCAUUAUGUCCUCUAGGUCAACGACACCAUCAGCGAUUAUAGCAGGAUCGUCACCACUCCCGUUGUCCCAUUCGCCACUGCUGUCUGGGAGGACAGCGUCACAGCGGUGUACCCCUGCCUUGGUCUCCGAGUCCUCCAGUGAGAACACUCAUCGUGCUCCUCUUCGCCAUACUCGUGUGCAUAGUGUGCGUGUCACCGUCGAACCACAGGUGCAAUACCACACGGAACGAGACGCAGCGAGCUGUGAGGCGCUGCACAACGCGAAUCUACACAGCAUUGAAUCGGAGAACUCCCUGCCCCGAAUGAACUCCCUUCCCAUCUCAUUGAAGUCGUCAGUGUCUACUGGCGCCGAUGCCACCGCCACUGUAGCAGCAGUUGCCGCCUUCCUGUGGAGAUGCCACCCCUUCGGUUCAGCACCGGCGAUUUGUUCACCCAUCUCAUCCCUCACUAAGAAAAAUUCCUCCUCUUUACCCUCACUUUCUCUCUCACCACCUCCCUGA
Echinococcus granulosus is the source of this 2049-nucleotide messenger RNA. RefSeq names its product E3 ubiquitin-protein ligase. The transcript is spliced from 5 exons. The record is from RefSeq and is a predicted model, not a curated record. Bases 1 to 2049 code for a protein of 682 amino acids. NCBI's taxonomy places the organism in Eukaryota, Metazoa, Platyhelminthes, Cestoda, Cyclophyllidea, Taeniidae.